Molecule: messenger RNA, 409 nt
Organism: Molossus molossus (Pallas's mastiff bat)
Lineage: Eukaryota; Metazoa; Chordata; Mammalia; Chiroptera; Molossidae
Gene: ATP5F1E
Product: ATP synthase F1 subunit epsilon
Exons: 3
Coding region: 105-260 (51 amino acids)
Biological process (GO): proton motive force-driven mitochondrial ATP synthesis
Cellular component (GO): mitochondrial inner membrane
Molecular function (GO): proton-transporting ATP synthase activity, rotational mechanism
Source: RefSeq, a predicted model, not a curated record
CUUCCGCUUCUCAGGCUUGACCUUCCGGCCGCUGGGUUGCGCGUUGCACCUCCAUUGUCGCGUCCUCGCGAUUCGGUCCAACCAACCCCCACUCCUGCGACAUCAUGGUGGCCUACUGGCGACAGGCUGGACUCAGCUACAUCCGCUACUCCCAGAUCUGCGCGAAAGCCGUGCGGGACGCGCUGAAGACAGAAUUCCAAGCAAACGCCGAGAAGACUUCUGGAACCAGCGUGAAAAUUGUGAAAGUGAAGAAGGAAUAAUGUACCCUGACUAAAGCCUGAGACGCUACAUUUUCAAGGUGAAGAUGUGUGGGCACAUGUUAUGGCAGAUCGAAAACGAUCUCCCUCCAUGGGGGGAAAUACCUGUCUUGUUGAUGGAGUGACAGCGCCAAUAAACUGAGCAUGCUCCA